GUAAAUUGCGUAAAAUUCGUCUUCUUUGGCGCUCAAAAUAUGGAACCCUUGAAGCUCCUUUCCGAGAGCUGUAACGACCWAAAWAUAGCGUUACUAUUGCUUAAUUGCCCAUCUCAAGUUUUAGAGAAGAAACUUAGUGUUUUGUGGCCAAAAGCUGUGAUAAAAGUCGCGACGGAUGGCGCUGCAAACCAGCUCAAAUAUAUCAACGAAAAAGGCAGCAAUUUUAUUCCAGACGUGAUCAGYGGUGAUUUCGAUUCAGCCAAAAGUACUGUACUCGAGCAWUUCAAAGGACUAGGUACAGAAAUUCUGCACACUCCAGAYCAAGACGCUACCGAUUUUACAAAGGCUUUGCAGUACAUAAUUGCAAAGCCAAAUAUAGCAUAUGACRUCAUUGUUGUACUUGGAGGGAUGUGGGAAUCACGCGUGGACCACGUGUUUGGAAAUUUCUACACUUUGUACUUGGCAAUGGAGAUGACUGACAAGAAGGUCUUUCUCUUUCUUGAUGACUCAGUCAAUGUAUUAUUGAAACCAGGAAAACAUACYAUUCAUGUUGACACUGGACUAGAAGGGGAUUGGUGUGGUAUCAUCCCUCUUGGGCAGCCUUGUAGGACGAUURCCACAACAGGWCUCAAGUGGAACCUAAAUCAAGACUCAUUGGAUUUUAAUCGUGGAAUUAUCAGCACAUCAAAUACAUGGGAUGGUAGURARGUUGUCACUAUUGAAGUCAGUGACACUGUUUUGUGGACAAUGGGUAUUAAGAGCAACAUAUAAUGUUUGUCAUUAGCAAUCCCUGUUAUUUUUUUCAUUCUCUAAAUUAUUAGAAGUAUUUAUUUUAGAGYAGACUUGUGUUCAACCUGUAGCAAUAAAUAUAAUUAUUAGUGGAAGGCAAACUUUUAAAGAGAAARAAGAAUUAGCCCGAAUUGUCUUGUUUUGAAAGUGAAAUAGGUCAAUUUAAAUACAUUAUGUUGUAGCUAGACAAAGUACCCAGAAUAAUAACAUUGUUCUGGGUUUGGUGUUAUGGAGAGUGAAUAAAAUUUUCCACUCUAAAAAUGUGUAAGGAUUUAUCAACUGGAUAAUAUAAAAAUAAUAUAAUCAAAAUAAAAUUGUUUAUUGGUUCAA
Exaiptasia diaphana is the source of this 1119-nucleotide messenger RNA. RefSeq names its product thiamin pyrophosphokinase 1. The transcript has 2 exons. Gene Ontology annotation, molecular function: thiamine diphosphokinase activity; thiamine binding; ATP binding. The coding region runs from base 40 to 771 and encodes 243 amino acids. Gene Ontology annotation, biological process: thiamine metabolic process; thiamine diphosphate biosynthetic process. NCBI's taxonomy places the organism in Eukaryota, Metazoa, Cnidaria, Anthozoa, Actiniaria, Aiptasiidae. The record is from RefSeq and is a predicted model, not a curated record.